This is a messenger RNA of Asterias rubens (European starfish), 1083 nucleotides long. Its product is annotated as somatostatin receptor type 5-like. Bases 1 to 1083 code for a protein of 360 amino acids. Lineage: Eukaryota; Metazoa; Echinodermata; Asteroidea; Forcipulatida; Asteriidae. Gene Ontology annotation, biological process: G protein-coupled receptor signaling pathway. Gene Ontology annotation, molecular function: G protein-coupled receptor activity. Gene Ontology annotation, cellular component: membrane. The record is from RefSeq and is a predicted model, not a curated record. The transcript is spliced from 2 exons.
AUGGAUCAACUCGACUUCCGUGAUACGACCGUACAUACCAGUACUGAUGAAACGAUGGUCGAGGGAGACCCAGCAAUUGGAGACAGAGAUGCUUUCGCCAAAUUCGUCUUAGUUGUCUACGGUGCAAUCUGUUCGGUAGGAAUCACUGGUAACUUACUGGUUGCCGUCGUACUCCUCCGUGUGCCGUCCCUGCGGUCUAACACCAGUGAUUUCCUAGUGCAUCUCUCCGUUGUAGAUUUCAUGGUCUGUGUUUUGGUCAUCCCAUCCUACCUUGUUCCACCCAGAUCCAACUCGACCCCAAACACGGGGUUCUUCGGCGAGUUCUGGUGCCGGUUCUACACGACUAAGUAUAUUUUCUGGGUCUUCACGGUGACUUCUGUCUUUUGUUUGACUACCGUGAGUUUGGAGCGCUACGUUGCCAUCGUCCACCCACAUAAGUACAAGAUGGUGUUCACCAGAAAAAACAAAUACAUCAUGAUUGCAAGUUGUUGGAUUAUGGCAGCCAUAACUAAAUCUGAUAUGCUGGUUCUGUACAAAGAGGAUGAAGUCAAAGGCUGCCACUUUUCGGGUUGGCCAACUACGGGAGCAAAGGCGGCUUACGGCUUGUACAAUUUCAUUCUUCGGUUCUUUUUCCCACUGGCCGUGAUGCUGUAUGCGCAAUUGAAAGUGAUUUCCACUCUUAACAAACAAGUAAAGGAGCUAACUAGUCGAGCUGCCUCUACGGGCGCUAAUCCUCGUGAUCAUCGGCGUGAAAUGUGGCAACUCCGUGCGUCUCAAACCCUGGUGAAAACCCUCCUGGCCUGCGUCAUUACAUUUGCUGUGUGCUGGGCGCCAAACCAGAUCUGGUUCCUGCUCUUCAACUUCGGCGUUGCAAUGGUUUUGGGAUCUGCUGACCAUCGCGUGACCAUCAUUCUAGCUGUGGCUAAUUCCUGUGUGAAUCCAAUAAUUUACACCAUGAUGAACAAGCCGUUCCGCCAAGGGAUACUGCAGAUUUUCUGUAAGCGCCAAGGUUCGAACCAGGUCGGAAGCGUCAAUACCGUUUCGGAGACAGUAUCCUCGCCUUCACGGCAGUUGGGUGACUGA